AGCAGCGGCAGGGGGAGGAAAAAAAAAAUAAAUCCGGGGAACGCGGGAGGGGGAAAAGAAUCGGGUGGGUGGUGGGGAGAGUCGUGGCUCUUUGAGGCACGCGCGCGCGCGGGGAAGGGAAAACAAAAUAAUGAGGGGAGGAGUCGCUAGGUAGGUCGAGUGCAGGGGCGCGCGCAGCAGGCCGCCGAGAGCGGGAAGGGUGGAGCUGGAUGCUAGCGAGCGGGGUCCGCCUCAGUCCCGAGCCUGGCCGUGCUGUGGAAGCGGCGGCAGGUUCGAUUCCCGGUGGUGGGGACGGCGCUGCUUCCGUCGCCGGUUAUAGUAGCAACAGCGGCGGCAACAACAACAACAGUGAGACCGUCGCGUCGCUGCCGGGAAAGAUGAGCCUUUCUCCGAAGGAGCUGACGAGCCUGCUGAGCAUCGUGUCUGAGGAGGCCGGAGGCAGCACCUUCGAGGGCCUCUCCACCGCCUUCCACCACUACUUCGGAAAGGCCGAGCAUUUCCGCGUAGGCUCCGUCCUGGUGUUGCUGCUGCAGCAGCCGGAUCUGCUUCCCACGCCGCCGCAGCGCCUGACUGCCCUCUACCUCCUCUGGGAGAUGUAUCGCACCGAGCCGCUCGCCGCCAACCCCUUCGCCGCCAUCUUCGCCCACCUCCUGAAUCCGGCGCCCCCCGAGCGCGCCCCCGCCGGCUCGGGCCCCGGAGCGGCAGGGAGCGGCGGCGGGGACGACAACGAAAGGCCGCCGCUCUCAGGCUUUUUGCCCGCAAUUACUCCACCAGAAAGAUUCUUUCUUUCCCAGCUGAUGUUGGCCCCUCCUAGAGAACUCUUCAAAAAGACUCCAAGACAAAUUGUAUCGAUGGAUGUAGGAAAUAUGGGCCAAUCUGUAGAUAUAAGCGGUCUUCAGUUAGCAUUAGCAGAACGUCAGUCUGAACUACCAACACAAAGUAAAGCUAGCUUUCCUAGCAUUCUCAGUGAUCCUGAUCCAGAUUCUUCAAAUUCUGGUUUUGACAGUUCUGUUGCAUCCCAGAUUACUGAAGCCUUAGUGAGUGGACCAAAACCACCUAUUGAAAGUCAUUUUCGACCAGAAUUUAUCCGCCCACCACCACCUCUCCAUAUUUGUGAAGAUGAAUUAGCUUGGUUAAAUCCAAUAGAGCCAGAUCAUACAAUUCAGUGGGAUAAGUCAAUGUGUGUUAAAAAUAGCGCUGGAGUGGAAAUCAAACGAAUCAUGGCCAAAGCAUUCAAAAGUCCUUUGUCAUCACAGCAACAAACGCAGCUUCUAGGAGAAUUGGAGAAAGAUCCUAAGCUUGUUUACCAUAUUGGCCUCACUCCUGCCAAAUUGCCUGAUCUGGUGGAAAACAAUCCUUUAGUAGCUAUAGAAAUGCUGCUUAAAUUAAUGCAAUCAAGUCAGAUAACUGAGUACUUUUCAGUAUUAGUCAACAUGGAUAUGUCUCUACAUUCAAUGGAAGUUGUAAAUCGGCUCACUACAGCAGUUGAUCUUCCUCCAGAAUUUAUUCAUCUUUAUAUAUCCAAUUGUAUUUCUACUUGUGAACAAAUUAAGGAUAAGUAUAUGCAGAAUCGGCUGGUACGCCUUGUUUGUGUAUUCCUGCAAUCCUUGAUUCGAAACAAAAUAAUUAAUGUACAGGACUUAUUUAUAGAGGUACAAGCCUUUUGUAUUGAAUUCAGUCGGAUAAGAGAAGCAGCUGGACUUUUUCGAUUGCUGAAGACACUCGACACUGGUGAAAAUCCUUCAGAAACAAAGACGUCCAAAUAAGACUGAUUUGGAACUUUUUUUUUUACUUGAUUAGUGUGAAAAAAUUUCUGUAUAGUUUUUUUGUUCCUUACAAUUAAAAUGUUUGUGCUUUAUUAAAUAA
Pantherophis guttatus is the source of this 1866-nucleotide messenger RNA. RefSeq names its product CCR4-NOT transcription complex subunit 11 (gene CNOT11). The record is from RefSeq and is a predicted model, not a curated record. NCBI's taxonomy places the organism in Eukaryota, Metazoa, Chordata, Lepidosauria, Squamata, Colubridae. Gene Ontology annotation, cellular component: CCR4-NOT complex.